This is a messenger RNA of Folsomia candida, 2890 nucleotides long. RefSeq lists its product as uncharacterized. Bases 37 to 492 code for a protein of 151 amino acids. Lineage: Eukaryota; Metazoa; Arthropoda; Collembola; Entomobryomorpha; Isotomidae. The record is from RefSeq and is a predicted model, not a curated record. The transcript is spliced from 2 exons.
UUAAUCUUCUUGAACAAGCAUCUCAUCCUCGCAUCAAUGCCGAAGGGAGGAGGGAAGGGUAAGCCGAAGGAGGCUGGGGGCGAGAAACCUGACAAGAAAGCUGGCAAGGAAAAGGCUGCAUCGAAAAGGUCGCUUAGAAAGUCGCAAUCGUCCUCCGUGGUAGCGAACGAGAAUAAGCGACGUAGCGCUGCACAAGGGCAAGAUGGCGAAGGAAAGGGGGCAGGCAAACAAGAGCCCGUAGUAGAGCCGGAGUGGAACAGUGAGAGCGUCAGGGCUCACAAAUUAUUAACGGAUGGCUUCACAUACUCCAUGAUCAUGGGCAUGGAGGACUCUUCAGACCUCACUUCAAUCGGAUACUACUUGUAUCACGCGAUCAAAACUGGGGUUCGGAAGCGAUUCAUAGCGCUGAGUGGAGAGGAAAUCGCAUCGGUAUGGAAUUUCUUAAUGUUUUUUAUGCGAACAUCUACAGUUACAAUUUUGUUGGUGCUGUAGAAAGUCAAAAAAUUCAUAUCAGCUUCAAAAACGGGCAACGAGACAAAUCAGGAGUUAGAUUUUUGGGAGAGGAUGGACAUUUGGGCAGAGGCUGUGAAACACAUUCUGAUUCAAAUGAAGAGCAGUGUGACUACUGAAUUAACUGCUGGGACGGCGAGAAAGGUUACCAAAAUCCAAAAUAUAGUAGAAUUUUGUAAAUGUGUAAAAUAAAAUAGACGAAAAAUUGUAACUCGUUGGCCUUACUUUCAUUAUUUCACUCAGGAGCUAGAACUUACUGGAGCGAGAUCCAAGGAUCUGAUCCAACAUAUGCAAGUGCCCCUCAAUUUGAAAGCUUCGGACGAGCAAUCAGAUGAAAGUGGUGGAAUUCGAGAACCACCUCCCGUUCCACCCUCAACCAGCUCCAGACUGAACUCCGGAAAUGAUGCCGAACCAAAUAGUAGUAAGCCAAAUAAGAAGGGAGGAAAUAAGGACCUCACCGGAGCUACUUCUACGGGAUCAAUAACUAAAAAAUUGGGGUCCGAAGCAUCAAAUUCAUCCUCAAACAAGUCCAGAUCUACCAAUAUGCGGAAGCGCGGAGAGAUACCAUUGCCCAGUUUGGAAGAGAUUAGUACGACGCUGUAAUUUUUAUGUGGCUAAAAAUCUGAGCAGACAAAUUGUAACAAUAUAGACUAACAGUUAUGCUUUCUCUGCAGAUGAUACCCCUCAAAAAGGACCCGAAUUGUAUGUCAUCUUGCAAGGAUUUUAUAAUCCAAAAAUUAUCCAGGAGUUGCUCAAAAUUGGUACUUUUUAUUAAGAAUUAUUUAUUCAUUUUUUAACAUUUAAUAUUUUAAUAAAUUCUUUACUAAUGUAAAGGAGUUACUGUUGAUGGAAUUUUACUGCUCACCGAUCAGGAAGUCACGAAACGUAAUUUUAGUGUGGCCGACAUUGAGGACAGCAUUCCUGGAACCUUUCGCCCCCGAAAUAUUUUACCGGAUUAUCUCAAAUAUCUUGAACAGCAGUCAACGUUACCUCGUCAAGAGUUGGUUUCCAUUUUUCAGUUCAAUAAUCAUUAAUUGAUUAUAAAUAAUACUGACUUCUGGAUUGAUUAGGCGAGAUAUUGUAGGCCAAUUUUGGGCCGGGUUAGCCGAAAUGUACAAUUCUGCUCCGCCAGACUCCCCCUUAUUGGACUGUGCACUGAUGAAUUUUAAACUUCCAAAGGUAUCAGAUUCAUAGUUUGCAUUCAUCAUCAUAAAUAUUAUUCAUCUAUUGCAAAAUUUGUCAUCAUUUCAGAAUGAGCAUGGAUUGGAUACAUCCGAGGCGAGAGGCGCUUAUGCUUCCAAACUAUUCGACGAAGCUGCUCAAAGGAUUUAUGAAAUGCUAGUUAUGAGCGAUUGGUUUCAUGAUUAUACAAAUUGCUCCACCGUGAAACAGGCACGUAAACUGAUCAAACUUAUGAAGUGCCGUGGAUAAUUAUCUCAAUUUCUCACGUCUUCCUUAUUUAAGAUUAAACCUAUGGAAAAAGAACUCGAACGUGAAAUUUACGAAACUUUGCUUAACCAAGUUCCCUCAGAAUGCGUCACCGUGCCCAUCAUUAUGGAUUGCAUUUUAGAACAAGUGGUUUCAAACGUCGACCAACCUCCUCCACUUCCAGAAAAUGCGAACAAGCAGGACCGCGCGGACGGCGAUGAUCAAGCAAAGUACGCCGAGUUUAACAAAUUUGGGAAGCCCGACUGGGGAGACAGGAUUUUGCAAGUUUGUUUUCUGCAUAUUAUGUGCUACAUUUGUUGUAAGUUAUUAAUUUUAUUAAUCCUCAAAUACUCGUAUUAAAAAUAGGAUGGUCUGAAAACUUUGAAGAAGCACAACAAGAAGGAGACUAAAGCACAAAAGGUGGUGGGGCCGGUCUUCACCCCACCACUUUAUAUUAAGUAUGGAGAUUAUGCCAGCAUUCGAGCCUGUCAUUUAAAUGGUCCGUUUACAACUAUUCUACUCAAUUCUUAGCAAUCUUAUUGCAAUGAAACUUCAUUUUAUUUAUUUAUUAUUAUUUAAUCAUCAAACUUAGAAACUGUUGCGUCGCACAUCGCAUCUACCCAAAUUGCUGGUGACCUCAGAAACGUGCAAGGACUCUUGUGGGGCAGUAUUCCCGAAUUUAAUAAAGGAUUAUACAUAAAACUGAUGGCAAAUCUGAACCAUUUCAUGUAUUUCUUGCCCCCGGGCGCCAUUCACAUGGAAGGUGAUUAUAGAUGUGCAAAUAAAACUCCUAAUCAUAUUUUUGUAAAAUAAUUGCCUUCCUAGACAUGUUCUUCGUUAUUCAUCUCCUAAUGAGCGCCGGAGUGGAAGCCCAAUUACACAAAGAAGCUGAACUUGCCAAGUCCAAAGAAGAAGAGCAACGCUACGCCAAGAAAAGAUUUUCCCAAAUGGU